This is a messenger RNA of Anolis sagrei ordinatus, 2402 nucleotides long. It is a transcript of the gene FOXA1, whose product is annotated as forkhead box A1. Gene Ontology annotation, biological process: regulation of transcription by RNA polymerase II; anatomical structure morphogenesis; cell differentiation. The record is from RefSeq and is a predicted model, not a curated record. Lineage: Eukaryota; Metazoa; Chordata; Lepidosauria; Squamata; Anolidae. Gene Ontology annotation, molecular function: RNA polymerase II cis-regulatory region sequence-specific DNA binding; protein domain specific binding; DNA-binding transcription factor activity, RNA polymerase II-specific.
CCCCUGGGGAGGCGGGGGCGAGUGGGGAGCCUCCGGCCCGCUUUGCAGGUGCAUCUCCGGCUCCCUCGGAGGUGAGAGGGGCGUCUUUGGCGAGGCCGACAAAUGGGGAGGAGGGGAGAGAAAGAGGAGGGAAAGAAAGAGAAAGAGGAGGAGGAGGAAGAGGAGGAGGGCGCUGUGGCGGCGACGUAAGAUCCACCUCCGCUGCCCAACUCCACUCGCCGCCCCGCCGGCCUUGCCUCACUUUCUCGAGUGGCGCGGCGCCACACACCGCUCCUUGCCGCCGCCGCCACCUCCUCCGUGGGUGGGGGGCUCGAGACAGAGCCGGCCCUCCUCUUCCUCCUCUUCCUCCUCCUCCUCUUCCUCCCCACGGGGCUCCAGAGGUGGGGGCUCUUUCCCCCUCUGUCUCCCUCCCUCCUUCUCUCUCUCCCUCUCUCGCGUGGCCCCCUCCCCGCCUCCGCCGGCGCCGCCCCCUCGCCGGCCAGAAAGGGGCUGGAUGCUUCUCCCGGGCGCCUGGGCUCCAGGAUGUUAGGGACGGUGAAAAUGGAAGGGCACGAAAGCAACGACUGGAACCACUACUACGGCGAGGCGCAGGAGGCCUACUCCUCGGUGCCGGUGAGCAACAUGAACUCGGGCCUGGGCUCCAUGGCCUCGAUGAGUCCCUACAUGAGCAUGAACGCCAUGAGCAGCGGCGGCGGGGGUGGCGGCGGCGGCAACGUGGUGACCUCGGCGUCGUCCUCCUCCUUCCACAUGUCCUACGCCAACCCGGGCCUGGGCGGGGGUCUGAGCCCCGGAGGCACGGGCCCGGCCCUGAACUCCAUGUCCGCGGCGGCGGCAGCGGCGGCAGCAGCGGCGGCGGCGGCGAUGGGCUCGGCCUUGAGCCCCGGGGCCAUGAACGGGCUGGGCCCUCCCGGGUCGGCGCAGGGCUCUCUGAACGGGCUGGGCGCCUACGGGGCGAUGCCGGGGGGCCACGUCGGGGGCGGAGGGGGCCCUCCGCAUUGCAUGAGCCCGCUGGGUUACGCGCCGUCGGGGCUGGGCCGGGCCGGGCGGGACCCGGGCAAGGCCUUCAAGCGCAGCUACCCGCACGCCAAGCCGCCCUACUCGUACAUCUCGCUCAUCACCAUGGCCAUCCAGCAGGCGCCCAGCAAGAUGCUGACGCUGAGCGAGAUCUACCAGUGGAUCAUGGACCUCUUCCCUUACUACCGGCAGAACCAGCAGCGCUGGCAGAACUCCAUCCGCCACUCGCUCUCCUUCAACGACUGCUUCGUCAAGGUGGCCCGCUCGCCCGACAAGCCCGGCAAGGGCUCCUAUUGGACCUUGCACCCGGAUUCCGGCAACAUGUUCGAGAACGGCUGCUACCUCCGGAGGCAGAAGCGCUUCAAGUGCGACAAGCAGCCCGGCGGCAAAGCGGGAGGAGGAGGAGGAGGAGGAGGAGGGGGGGGAGGCGGCGGCAGCGGGAACGGCAACAACCACCAAGGAGGCGACAACCGGAAGGAGCAAAGCACCAACUCGGGCUCGCCGUCGCAGCGGGGCGGGCAGGCCAAAGCGGGCCAGCUGGAGCCCGCCCCGUCCAGCCCUUCGCCCACCUUGGACCACGGCGCCGAGCUGAAGCCUUCCGUGGCGACGGCGGUGGCGGCCUCCUCGGUGCCCGGCGUGCCUUCCUUGGCCUCCUUGGGCCACCCGGGCCUGGGCUUGGGCCACCCGCACCCCCACGCGCACCACCACCACCACCACCACCACCACGAGCCGGCGCUGCACCUCAAAGGAGACCCGUCGGCCCACUAUGCCUUCAACCACCCCUUCUCCAUCAACAACCUCAUGUCCUCCUCGGAGCAGCAGCAGCAGCAGAAGCUGGACUUCAAGGCCUACGAGCAGGCGCUGCAAUACUCCUCCUCCUACGGAGCCGGCGGGCUGCCUUUGGGCGGCGGAGGGGCCUCCUCGGUGGGCGGCCGCGGGGGCAUCGAGCCCUCCGCCCUGGAGCCCUCCUACUACCAAGGGGUCUAUGCCAGGCCCGUCCUAAACACCUCCUAGCCGCGCCGGCGCCCAGCUCGGUCGCCCUCCUGCCCCCCAACAGGUCUCCCCAGCGAUCCUUCUGCAGACUGACUCUGUGCCCCAAUCUGGCACAGCCCCGACCUCCCCAUAGAACUCUUUGCCUACUCAACGUGUGCCCCACAGACUGACACCACCAGAAAGUAAGCAAAGGAAGGAGUGGGGAGGAAAAGAAAGGACUGUUACUUUACUCUCACGAUUGUGGUUGUUGUUAUUAUUCCUGUAUCCCAACGCGUCUUCUUUCUUCUAGUUUGGCCCCAAAAGCGCCCCCGUCCCCCCCCCCAGGUCCUAUCUACACUGACUAUUUAAUGCAGUUCAGGCUCCUACAGAAAGGCUGCAAAACAAAGCCCUUCACG